Messenger RNA from Mesocricetus auratus (golden hamster), 2511 nucleotides. It is a transcript of the gene Anxa6, whose product is annotated as annexin A6. Gene Ontology annotation, biological process: apoptotic signaling pathway; mitochondrial calcium ion homeostasis; growth plate cartilage chondrocyte differentiation. Bases 138 to 2159 code for a protein of 673 amino acids. The record is from RefSeq and is a predicted model, not a curated record. NCBI's taxonomy places the organism in Eukaryota, Metazoa, Chordata, Mammalia, Rodentia, Cricetidae. Gene Ontology annotation, cellular component: cytoplasm; focal adhesion. Gene Ontology annotation, molecular function: ligand-gated monoatomic ion channel activity; calcium-dependent phospholipid binding; calcium ion binding. The transcript is spliced from 26 exons.
GCCACGUGUCCCGUGCCACGGUGAGCCCAGUCUGCGCUGCGGCUGCUGCUAGGCUAACGGGCUUCGAGCUGCGUCUAUCUCUCGCCCUUAUCCAAGGCCUCCUCCGCACGUGGUUUCUGCUGCAGAACCCCAAGACCAUGGCCAAAACAGGACAGAGUGCCAUGUACCGAGGCUCCGUCCAUGACUUCCCAGACUUUGAUCCAAAUCAGGAUGCCGAAGCUUUGUACACAGCCAUGAAGGGCUUUGGCAGUGACAAAGAGUCCAUACUGGAGCUGAUCACCUCCCGCAGCAACAAGCAGAGGCAGGAAAUCAGCCAGAGUUACAAGUCCCUCUAUGGCAAGGACCUCAUUGCAGACUUGAAGUAUGAGUUGACGGGGAAGUUUGAGCGACUGAUUGUGAACCUGAUGAGGCCGCUUGCCUAUUGCGAUGCCAAAGAAAUUAAAGACGCCAUCUCGGGCAUUGGCACAGAUGAGAAGUGCCUCAUUGAGAUUUUGGCUUCCCGGACCAAUGAGCAGAUGCACCAACUGGUGGCUGCAUACAAAGAUGCCUAUGAACGAGAUCUGGAGUCUGACAUCAUGGGAGACACUUCAGGCCAUUUUCAGAAGAUGCUGGUGGUACUGCUCCAGGGAACCCGAGAGAAUGACGAUGUUGUGAGCGAGGACUUGGUGCAACAGGAUGUCCAGGACCUGUACGAAGCGGGGGAGCUGAAAUGGGGAACAGACGAGGCUCAGUUCAUUUAUAUCUUGGGAAAUCGCAGCAAACAGCACCUCCGCCUGGUGUUUGAUGAGUAUCUGAAGACCACGGGGAAGCCAAUUGAAGCCAGUAUCCGAGGGGAGCUGUCUGGAGACUUUGAGAAGCUGAUGUUAGCCGUAGUUAAGUGCAUCCGCAGUACCCCGGAAUAUUUUGCUGAUAGGCUAUUCAAGGCCAUGAAGGGCCUGGGGACUCGAGACAACACCCUGAUCCGCAUUAUGGUCUCCAGGAGUGAGCUGGACAUGCUUGACAUUCGGGAGAUCUUCCGUACUAAGUACGAGAAGUCCCUAUACAACAUGAUCAAGAAUGAUACCUCUGGUGAAUACAAGAAGGCUCUGCUGAAGCUGUGUGGAGGAGAUGAUGAUGCGGCUGGCCAGUUUUUCCCGGAGGCAGCACAGGUGGCCUAUCAGAUGUGGGAACUUAGUGCAGUGGCCCGAGUCGAGCUGCGGGGUACCGUGUGUGCAGCCAAUGAUUUCAAUCCGGAUGCUGAUGCCAAGGCCCUGCGGAAAGCCAUGAAGGGGAUUGGAACUGACGAGGCCACCAUCAUCGACAUCAUCACACACCGUAGCAACGCCCAGCGGCAGCAGAUCCAACAGACCUUCAAAUCUCACUUUGGCCGGGAUUUAAUGGCCGACCUGAAGUCCGAGAUCUCUGGAGAUUUGGCAAGGCUGAUCCUGGGGCUCAUGAUGCCACCAGCCCAUUAUGAUGCUAAGCAGCUGAAGAAAGCUAUGGAGGGAGCUGGCACGGAUGAAAAGACUCUUAUUGAAAUCCUGGCUACUCGGACCAAUGCCGAAAUCCGGGCCAUCAAUGAGGCCUACAAGGAGGAUUAUCACAAAUCCCUGGAGGAUGCCCUGAGCUCAGACACAUCUGGCCACUUCAGAAGAAUACUCAUUUCUCUGGCCACGGGGAAUCGCGAGGAAGGAGGAGAAAACCGAGACCAGGCCCGGGAAGAUGCUCAGGUUGCUGCUGAGAUCUUGGAAAUAGCUGACACUCCCAGUGGAGACAAAACUUCCUUGGAGACUCGCUUCAUGACGGUCCUGUGCACUCGCAGCUAUCCCCACCUCCGCAGAGUCUUCCAGGAGUUCAUCAAGAUGACCAACUAUGACAUAGAGCACGUCAUCAAGAAGGAGAUGUCUGGGGAUGUCAAGGAUGCAUUUGUGGCUAUCGUUCAGAGUGUCAAGAACAAGCCUCUCUUCUUUGCUGAUAAACUGUACAAGUCCAUGAAGGGUGCUGGCACAGAUGAGAAGACCCUCACCAGGGUGAUGAUCUCCCGGAGCGAGAUAGAUCUGCUCAACAUUCGGAGGGAAUUCAUUGAGAAAUAUGACAAGUCUCUACACCAGGCCAUUGAGGAUGACACUUCUGGAGACUUCCUGAAGGCUUUACUAGCUCUCUGUGGCGGAGAGGAUUAGAGCAACUGGUCUUGGUGGCCCCUCUGCCAAGCAGUGGCCAGCAGCACCAGCCGCCGUGACCUGACCAAGCCAUUGUUCCAGCUUCAGAGACUAAGAAGGAGGAGUGAGGAGUGGAGUUAAGCUGUCAUUCAGCUGGGGCUCUCUUUAGCCAUCGAGGGUCCCAGGCUGUCCCUUCUGUUAUCCCUCCUGCUCAUGGCCGAGUGGCUGGAGAACCACAGCCACAUGUCACAUUCACCCCUGCUCCCCUUCUACCUCCCCCUCAGCCCUCCCUCGCUUCCAUCCCCCGACAUAACCCCUACCCCGAUUCAAGCUUUGUCACAUCUCAAAACAUACCAAGCCUCUGGCUAUAAAA